GUUCGGUACAAGCACCAGAAGCUGAAAUGCGCUUCUUGAUUUCUUUUUGUCUCAAUAGAUAGCUCAUCCCAGAAAUUCUGUGUCAACACCUCGAAUUGUGUUCUACAUUCACCAAUUUCGCACUGCGCAUUCCACAGACGCAACAAGUGAACGAAGGGAGGAGCAACGAAGCAGGAAAGAAAGAAGAAAAAAGGAGACAAACAGACAGGCAAAGAGACAGAAACAACAACUAAAGGACAGGAAAGGGGACACAAAAUGGCAUCAACACCGUCCGCUCCUCUUGCGACACCAGAGCUAUCAGCUCUCACCAACCUCAUCUCCACCUCCGCAUCCUCCGAUCCCCUCUCCGCAAGCACAAUCCAAAUCCUCCACAACCUCCAACACCAGCACCUAUGGACAUCACUCCAAGUCCACAACCUUAAGGACCCAUACCUUAGGGCUUCAUCGCUAGGAGAAGGGCUAGCGACAAUGCCUUCAGAAGAUCAAACAGUUCCCCAGUACCUAAUCUCCGGUAUACCUCCGCAUCGAGUCUACACACAUCCGGAUGAGCAACUAUACCUACUAGAGCGAGGGCUCCGUGAAGAAGACCUCGAGCUGGAGCGCAUGUUUAUUUUACCGACUGUUAAGAACCAACCGUGGAGUUUGCGCAAGAUGGCGUCAGUGUUCGAUUCGCUUCCCGACGAGGCGGACAUUCAAGCUGAGGAGGCUUCAAUGAAUGACGGCGAAGAAACAAGUGAUGGGCUCGGUGGAGAAAAAGCGGUCAAGCUGGUAGAAUACUACGAGUAUAGGAAGAAGGCUCGUCUCACGAAGGAAUGGGGUGGAAAGAGGCUCCUCCUUGCUAUGGUGGACAGGGGGAUGGGCGGUGAUGGGACAGUGGUUUAUUAUGUUGUCCAAGAGGGUGCUGUGAAGCCUCGACAAAAUUAGAAACUCUCCGUCCAGAUUGCAGUUAUGACACCGGUUUACGACCCGCUACAGGAAGUACAACAUGCAGGGUGAUAUAUCAAAUCGAGUCACGAUUGUGACCCACGACAUGAGGAGUUACCAUCAAUCUCUUCGAUGUGUUAUACAAUUU
Molecule: messenger RNA, 1072 nt
Organism: Aspergillus pseudonomiae
Lineage: Eukaryota; Fungi; Ascomycota; Eurotiomycetes; Eurotiales; Aspergillaceae
Exons: 1
Coding region: 256-924 (222 amino acids)
Biological process (GO): tRNA-type intron splice site recognition and cleavage; tRNA splicing, via endonucleolytic cleavage and ligation
Cellular component (GO): tRNA-intron endonuclease complex
Molecular function (GO): nucleic acid binding
Source: RefSeq, a predicted model, not a curated record